AAUGUAACGCUGUAAGCAUCAACGUCUUGCUUUCUGGGAACUUCUCCUCCGUUCGUGAAAGAACGAAGGAGCAAGCCAUCGGGUUACAGAAAAUUUUCUCUGAUAUUCUUGAGAAUUGCGUAGCUGCCACCUGAAGCACAGAGUGAGUAGCUACGGCCAGCUGGUUCAGUGAUCCUCAGCUAUGGCUGCUCUGAGAAAUUAUCGGAACCCAGUUCAAGUCUUUCACUGUUUUUGCUCUCCUUCACCUAAGCUCCUUAGGAAACUUCAAAACCCUGCUUUCGGUUUGCGCACCAAGAUGUUUUUCUUCACGGAGUUUCCAGGGAAAUUUAGUGUACUAAAAUCGAGUCUUAGUAGCAGAAAUGGGAAGAACUCAGUUUGUUGCCUCUGCAAGCCGAGUUCUGAGAUUGAAACGGUACSCAUUGAGCAGGGGACUGAACGACCUCCUUUUGAUAUCAAUCUUGCUGUUGUACUUGCUGGUUUCGCCUUUGAAGCAUACACGACUCCACCUGAAAAUGUAGGAAAGCGUGAAGUUGAUGCGGCAAAUUGCCAGACGGUGUUUCUCUCCAAUUCAUUUUUGCGGGAGGUCUAUGAUGGACAGCUGUUUAUAAAGCUCAAAAAUGGUGUUUCUUUGCCUAUCAUGGAUCCUUGGGGAACAAGUGAUCCCUAUGUGGUUAUGCAAUUGGAUGGUCAAAUUGUGAAAAGCAAGAUUAAAUGGGCGACCAAAGACCCUACGUGGAAUGAAGAUUUCACUUUAAAUAUUAAGAAACCCCCUACCAAAAUUCUUCAGGUUGCAGCUUGGGAUGCAAACCUUGUAACCCCACAUAAACGCAUGGGUAAUGCUGGCAUUAGCUUGGAGUCCCUUUGUGAUGGAAAUUUGCAUGAGGUGCUGGUAGAAUUAGAAGGCAUGGGUGGUGGUGGAAAGAUACAUCUUGAGGUUAAGUUUAAAAGCUUUGAUGAAAUUGAUGAAGAGAAACAAUGGUGGAGGAUUCCUUUUGUAUCAGAUUUUCUUGGAAAAAACAAUUUUACAUCUGCUUUGAAAAUGGUUGUUGGCUCUGAGACAGUACAACCACGUCAGUUUGUGCAGUAUGCAUUUGGACAAUUAAAAUUAUUCAACGAUGCAUAUGUUCAGAAAAACCAGUUUUCUAAGAAUGGUAGUUCUGAAAUGGAAGGCUCUGGAUCCACAAAUCAAAUUGGUGUUUCCGACAUCCUACCACAGCAGGGGAAUGGUAGAGAAGACUCUUUGAAUGAAACCAGCAUCAAGCACAACAACAAUUUAAUGGUGUCUCACACAGCUGAUGCUGCUAGUGAUAAUGGAAGUAACUUUGCACUGGAGUCAGAAGUUAAUGAAUCUGUGCAGUCAGACAAGCAUUUCUGGAAGAACUUUGCUGAUAUUAUCAAUCAAAGUGUUGUUCAGAAACUUGGUUUUCCUGUUCCUGAGAAAAUAAAGUGGGAUGGAAUUGAGCUGUUGUACAGAAUUGGCCUACAGUCCUGGAGUAUUGCUGAAGAAGGUUAUAUUGAAUCUGGGCUUGCAGCUCCAAAAAGUGAGGAUUCAAAUGAUGCUGAAAUUGGUCCUCCUGCCAUUGAAACAAUUCAAUCUUCCCUUCCCGAUAUUAAAAAGGCAUCUUUGAAUGUGUUAAGACAAACUGAUUCGAUUUUAGGAGCAUUGAUGGUUCUGACAACAUCAUUUUCCCAAGAGAACAAGCAAGUACAAUCUGUGGGAAAGAAUGAUAAUGUAGACAGUUCUUCUACCACAGUGAAAGAUGGUGUUUCAGGGUUUUCUGUAAAUGAGAAGGUAGACAAUGCUCUGGAUGGAUUGACAUUGGACCCAAGAAAAGCAGAGGAGAUGAAGGAACUAUUUUCAACUGCAGAAAGUGCCAUGGAAGCAUGGGCUAUGCUUGCCACUUCAUUGGGCCAACCGAGUUUCAUUAAGUCUGAGUUUGAGAAGAUAUGUUUUCUUGAUAACACAUCCACUGAUACACAGGUAGCAAUUUGGCGUGACUCACCACGGAAACGAUUAGUCAUUGCUUUUAGGGGGACUGAACAAUCAAGAUGGAAGGAUUUGCGAACUGAUCUGAUGCUAGUUCCUGCAGGGUUAAAUCCUGAGAGGAUAGGUGGUGACUUCAAGCAAGAAGUUCAGGUGCACAGUGGUUUCUUAAGUGCAUAUGAUUCAGUGAGGAAUAGGAUUAUGUCACUUAUAAAGCUGUCAAUUGGAUUUCCGGAUGAUGAUUCAGAAGUGGUGUCCAAAUGGCAUAUCUAUGUAACUGGUCAUAGUUUAGGUGGUGCAUUAGCUACCCUCCUUGCUCUUGAGCUUUCAUCAAGUCAACUAGCAAAGCGUGGAGCAGUUUCUGUUACUAUGUAUAACUUUGGAUCUCCUAGAGUUGGGAACAGAAGAUUUGCAGAAGUUUAUAAUGAGAAAGUUAAAGAUAGCUGGAGAAUUGUCAAUCAUAGAGAUAUUAUCCCAACAGUUCCUCGGCUUAUGGGCUAUUGCCACGUAGCUCAACCUAUUUAUUUUGCAGUUGGAGAUUUAAAGGAUGCUUUGGCAAACAUAGAACUUUCAGCAGAUGGAUACCAAGGUGAUGUGAUUGGGGAGUCUACACCUGAUGUACUCGUUAGUGAAUUUGUACGUGCUCUUAACUUUUCUUUCUUCCUGAAACUUUCAACAAUAAUAGAAGACAACAUUACCACAUUAGAAAGGAUGGAGGUUCUCCCUAUUAAGGUUAAUGGUACGAACUAUGCACUAUGGAAGUUUAAUUGUCAAUUUCAUGUUGAGGCAAAAGGUCUUUGGGGAUAUCUGGAUGGAUUAGUAGCUCAACCUGAUGAUUCAGAUAUUAAGGGUCUUAAUCAGUGGAAAAUUGAUAAUGCGAAAAUCGCAUCAUGGAUCCUAGGAUCAGUUGAAACAGACAUUGCAGCCCCUAUGAGAGGAUACUGUUGGAAAACGUGGGGUUACUGGUUCAGAUCUGAAAAUGGAAUUAAAAGUGGUGGAUCAAAUCAGAAGAAAGGAAGCUACAAGGCCUAUCAGACUGAUAUAGAUGGAUCAGAUGCUGCAUCCUCCAUUAUUUCAAUGGCUGGCCAAAAUGACACUUCUGGUGGCAUGUCUGAAGAACGAAUUCGACAGCUCAUGUCCUCGGUCAUCUCCUCAGCCUUCUCUGCUAUUGGUCUGUCUGGGGCCACACUUGGUCAGUAUCCCAAACUCCAUCUUCUCAAUAAACACAUUGUCAUUGCUAAUGGUGAGAAAUUAGAUAUACUUGGAUGUGACCGGCAAAUUGGGGAGAUGAAGGGGAAGGGGCAUAGACUAGGGCAACUAUUUGCUUUGGAGUUUGAGAAGAAUAAGGCUGCACUCGUUUCUACAGUCCCUUUUUACUUAAUACAUAGUGAUGUUUGGUCGUCUCCUGUUGUUUCACAGCUGGGUUAUAACUUUGACUCUACUGGUACCUCAAGCAUACCAAUGCCUCCUCCACAUCAACUUCAAACCUGCUUCAGGAAGCAGCAGCCUUCUUCAGUCUUAAUAUCCCCCUCCGCUCCACCACCAGUUGUUGAUCCAGUCACUCCAAUUGCCCCAGUAAGUGCACCAAAUCUUUUCCUUGAACCCACUAUACCCACUUUAUGUCGUUCUUCUAGAAUUUCUUGCCUACCUGACUGUUAUGGUUUUUCAUUGGACUGUCGCUCCUUCUUUGCUGUUUUAUCUACCACAGACAUUCCUAGAUCUUACCAGCAGGCUGUAGCAGAACCACACUGGAAAGAUGUCAUGGAUUUAGAGAUCUGA
Nelumbo nucifera (sacred lotus) is the source of this 3763-nucleotide messenger RNA. The record is from RefSeq and is a predicted model, not a curated record. NCBI's taxonomy places the organism in Eukaryota, Viridiplantae, Streptophyta, Magnoliopsida, Proteales, Nelumbonaceae.